Molecule: messenger RNA, 3826 nt
Organism: Volvox carteri f. nagariensis
Lineage: Eukaryota; Viridiplantae; Chlorophyta; Chlorophyceae; Chlamydomonadales; Volvocaceae
Exons: 16
Coding region: 1-3633 (1210 amino acids)
Biological process (GO): DNA replication initiation
Cellular component (GO): nucleolus
Molecular function (GO): chromatin binding
Source: RefSeq, a predicted model, not a curated record
AUGGGAGGCUGGGCACCGGUCACAGCAGUCACCAUAGCGGUAUGGAAGAAGUCGGGCGGCGGCGGCGCGGCCUUGCAAGACGUCCCGCUAGUCACCAAGGCGGAUGAUAGUGACGCAUCUGACCUAGAGAUCAGCGAGGAGGACCUGGAAUUCGUCGAGAAACACCGGCGUCGCCUGGGCUUCCUGGAGAAGCUCGACCAAAAAGAGCUCGAUAAGUCCAUUCGUGACAAGCAGGAGCAGCAGGCCAAGGAGGCGGCGGCAGCACGGCAAAAGGCAGCGGCGGCGGCGGCGGCAGCAGCACCCGAUGCUGGCGGCAGCGAUGACGCUGAUGAGAGUGAUGAUGACGCUGAGGAACAGCGGGCCGACGGCGAUAUGGAGGAGGAAGAGGAGGAAGUGGGCGAUGAGGAGGCGGCAUAUGAGAAGGCGCCUCGCCGUGUGCGGGAAGACCCGAGGGGGAACAAGGCCGGCUCUGGAUUGCCCAUCAAGACGCUGACGGGGAACGUACUGUACGAUAAGGCGGCGGAAGGGGAGGACGCCGCCGCCGGGCGCCGUAAGCGGGGUGCGACGGAGCAGCAACGGGCGGCGGAGAUGGAGGCGGCGCUGGCGGCCGCGGCUGCUAUCCAGGUGGAGGGCGUCACCAUCACUGACGACAUGGAGGCGGCCCUGGCGGACAGCAAGCGCAAGGCGACGGAGGAGGAGGAGCGCAGGGCUCAAAAAGCGGCUAAGAAGGCGGCGGAGGCGGCUAGGAAGGCCGAGGAGUCCUCCCUGCCUCCCGCCCUGCGGGGUCUGCAGCUCUCCUCCCUGACCCCCUCGGAGCGGAGGUCCCGGCUGCAGGAGGUGAUGGCGGCGGCGGCCAACCAGUUGCUGACGGCGCCGGAGAGCCGAGUGGGGGAGCUCCGGACGCUGCAGGCGCUGGUGGGGGAGGAUGACAGCAUGACAUCCCGUCUAGCGCUGUUAUCUCUGUACGCCGUGUUCAAGGAUAUCCUUCCCGGCUACCGCAUACGGCCGCCCUCGGAGAAAGAGAUGGAGGUCAAGGUUAGCAAGGAGGUCGCCAAACUACGAGAGUACGAGCAAACGCUACUCAAGUCGUACCAGACCUACCUGCGCUCGCUGCUGGACGCAUCUCGGUGUGUGGAGAGAGGUACGGGCACGCUGUCUCACGCCCGAGUUGCCGUUCGGUGUCUGGCCGGGCUGCUGACGGCACACCCGCACUUCAACUACACGUCGGACAUCUUGCAGGCAAUUGUUCCCCGCAUGUCCUCCUCUGACCCGGAAAUCCGCUCCCUGGCGUGCGAGGCGGUUCGGGUUUUGCUGCUGGGGGGGAGCGGCGGGGAUGAGGGUGGGGCGGGUAAGGCGGCACUGGAGGCGGUGCAGCUAAUUGCCGACAUGAUCCGCAAGCGCAAGUGUGUGGCGCCGCCGGAGACCGUUCGGACGUUGUCGGUGCUCAAAUUCCUCGACGUGGUCCGACAGGGCGGGGGGGAGGACGAGGAGGCGGGUCCGGGGGGGAAGAGGAAGAAAGGUCGCAAGGCUGAGAAGCGGGAUGCCAAGCGGCGGCGGAAGGAGGACGACGUGACCCGGACCUUCAAGGAGUCCUCCGCGGGCCCGGACCGGGAGGAGAUGGCCAGGAUACAGAGCUCAAUGCUGGAAGCGCUGUUCGAAAUUUACUUUCGAGUCCUCAAGCACUGCUGCGCGGUGGGGCUGUCGGCGGGGGCAGCAGCGGCGGCAGCAGCAGCAGCCGGUGGGGGUGGCAGUGGAGACGGCGAGGUGGAGAGCGGGGGCGGUGGGGGGGGUCCUCGCGUCCCCAGCGCCGGUCUGAGCCCCCCUUGGAGCCGGGCCCGGCUGCUGAAGAGGUGCCCGCUGCUGCUUCCGGUGCUGGAUGGUCUGGCCAGGUACACUCACCUCAUCUCCGUGGACUACAUGAACGACCUGUUGGCGGUGUUCAACGAACUGCUGGCCGCACCCGCACUGCCCCUGCCAGAGAGGCUGAGGCUGCUCGCCACGCAGGCGGCGCUGCUCAGGGGCCAGGGCGAGGCGCUGAACGUCGAUCGGCGGGAGCUGUACGUGCAGCUGUACGACACGCUACUGCAGGUACCCUUUCACUCCCUAGUGACUGACGACGCAACCAAUCGUCAAGCGCAGCACGCGAAGCAGGACCCCCCAAACAGCGUCCCACCCGCCGCCGACAAAGCCACCAGUAAUGGAAUAGUUGCCGGUGCUGGUGACGAAGAAGGCGAGGAUGACAACGAUGAGGAUAUUGUCACGGCGGCGGCAUGUGACCAGGCGGUCGAGGCAGCGGCGGCGCCGCCGCCGCCGCCAUCGCAGGCGGGGACGCUGGCAGUCGCCGCCGACUCCCAAGACCAGCUCUCCUUCUCCUCAUCAUCCGCUCCCAGCGUUGCGGUAUUGCUGGCUGGCGUGUUGGAGUCCUUACUUUGCGAACCCAAGAUGGCGGACAUGCAGCGCACGGCGGCGUUUGUGAAGCGGAUGGCGAGUACGGCACUGCUGGCGGGACCGGGGGAGGCUAUGGCGCUAUGGGCUGCGAUUGGCAGGUUACUCCGGCGGUAUCCAAAGCUCGCUCAUAUGCUCGAGUACGAGGGCGAGGCGCCUACUGUGGGCGGCCGUACGUAUGAUCCGUACUGUGCCGACCCGUCGGAGGGAGGCGGCCUGGCCACGACGCUGUGGGAGAUCUGCCUCGUGUCAGGCUGCCCGGAGCCCCACUACCAUCCCCACCUGGCGCAGGCGGCGGGCUCGCUGCUGGCGCUCAGGCCAGGUGCCGCGGCGGCAGCGGCCGCCGCUGGCGGCGCUGUGCAACUUACGGGGCCGCUGGGCACGCCGGCGACGAUUACGGAGCUGGCGGCAGCGUACGACGCGUCGCGGGGACUUGUACGGCCGCCGCCGCCGCCUCCGGCGAAGGCCGUCGCGGGGAGGAAAGGCAGGGCAGGGCGGCGCGGCGGUGCCGCCGCUGCCGCGGCGACGGCGCCGCCGCCGGAAUUCUUCCAAGAGCUCGAGGCACUUGUAGCUGAGUACGGCACUGCCGACGGCUGGGAUGGUCCAUCCGAUUUCGAGGCCCAGGACGACGAGGCGUGCGACGCUGAUGAGGACGGGCCAGGGCGAGACAACGACCGGACGGGCCAGGCGGCGGCGUCGGGACCUGGCCCGGCGGGGGCAGCAGCAGCCCGAGCCGCGCUGCGGGGGAUGUUUCUGGAAUCCCGGCGCUUCCACCGCAACAAACAGCUGCGGUUGGACAAGGCGCUGUUGGUUGAGCAGCUAAAGCGCUUCCACAUUCACUUGCAAAAGCGCCAGGUGGCGGAGGCGGAGGCCGCAGCAGCCGCCGCCGCCGCAGCAGCCAAAGCCUCGGCAGCAGUAGCAGCUAAAGGGAAAAACAGCGGUGGGGUUGGAGGAGUGGCCACCGUUGCCAGGUCAGCUCCAGCUGCCCAGCAGCAGCAGCAGCAUCAAAAGAAGGGCGGGAAGGCCGAAAAGAGGGCUGCAGAAAGGCAACAUGACCACCAAAAGCAGCAGCAUUCUCAGCAAGUAGAGAAGCCGUCGCAGGUCGGGGAGCAGAAGAAGCAAAAGCAUCAGCAGGCCAAGCGGUUAAAUGGGGGGGAUACGGGUACACGGGCGGUUAAGCGGAAAUGACGGGGCGUUCGCGCUGGGUAGGACCCUGGCUUUGUUGGGGCCCAACUGAGGCGUUGCGCGGGUGCCGUGUGCUGGCUUGGACUCACGGGUCAGUCGGCCGCGUUGGAGAGGGAAGCGCAAUUUGGGUGUUGGCGGUGUUGUAACAGCCAUAAUCGGGUACAACCAUGGCGCCUUUGCCCUGGUUUCCUUUGCG